AUGUCUUUGGGUAUCUUGGUGAACGGCUCAUACACUGGAGGCAUGGGCAUGCUUGCUCGACGGGAAGUUGACAUGUUGAUGGGACCAAUUGCUCAACACCCUACGCGCUCGGAACUCGUCGAGUACGCCCAGGCCUACUUGUAUAACCCGCACGCAUUUCUUUAUAAAAGAAUUACUCAAGUUCAACCUGAUGUACUCAUAUUUACCAAGCCGUUCGUGAAGGAGUUUUCUAGUGGUUUCGGGUGGGUCAUCCACUGGGUGGAGUCGGGUGAGGUCACCGUAAUUGUAUGGGUGAAUGAGGUGUUUAUUGUUGCUGACGUGGCCUUGUAUGGUGUGGGUGUGUUCAAUGUUUGGCUGUGGGUGCUGGCUUCUAUGGUGGCGGUGGGAGGGACGGCCGGUCUGCUGCAUCUGGUUCACUCUUCCCGCAGAGUAAUCCCUUCCAAAUCCGGACAAUCGAAGUGGGUGAUGAUCUCGCGAGGCUUCACCUGGGCUUGGAAACUUUUACUUGCACAAGAUGUAUCUGACACACCACGGGAAGGUGCCGGUCGAACGCUCUGUGUCUUCUGGCUCUUCGUAUGCUUCAUGAUCACUUCCAUGUACCGAAGCAACAUCACGGCCAUCUUAAUCAAUGACAAGGUCAAGCUGCCGUUCACUUCAGUCGAGGAAUUUGAAGCGCAAAAUAUAUACAAGCUGACUUGGAUUAACGGGCAAAUAUACAAUACUUAUUUCCAGAAUUAUGCACUCACACAACCGGACUAUGUCUUGGGCAAAAUGUGGAAAAAGCGAACCGAAUACCAACCCGACGCCAAAAAUGUCAUCACCACGGUAUUGAAAGACGAAGUCGCAGCCUAA
Molecule: messenger RNA, 852 nt
Organism: Hyalella azteca
Lineage: Eukaryota; Metazoa; Arthropoda; Malacostraca; Amphipoda; Hyalellidae
Exons: 9
Coding region: 1-852 (283 amino acids)
Cellular component (GO): membrane
Molecular function (GO): ligand-gated monoatomic ion channel activity
Source: RefSeq, a predicted model, not a curated record